AUGUCUUCUCAAGGUAUUUCGGGUACCCAUACCCACCCGACAGGACCCUUCGGGUACCCGGGUCUAUCCAGCAGUGAUUUUGCCAAAACCAGUGAAUCGAUCCAAGGCAUCCAACACACCAUUUUAACAGUUGAGCAAUAA
This is a messenger RNA of Phytophthora nicotianae INRA-310, 141 nucleotides long. RefSeq lists its product as hypothetical. The record is from RefSeq and is a predicted model, not a curated record. NCBI's taxonomy places the organism in Eukaryota, Oomycota, Peronosporomycetes, Peronosporales, Peronosporaceae. The transcript has a single exon. Bases 1 to 141 code for a protein of 46 amino acids.